CCCCAGCCCAGUCAAACUUCGGAAUUUGUUUACUGAAUGAACUCCUCCCUCCCCUUGGUCUCUCGGCUGAUCUCUGUGAAUUUGACCUUUUUUUUGUGAAUGAACUCUCCCGCCCCCUCGCUCUCUUUUAUCUCUCGUCUGACUAAAUUUUAAGACUUUUUCUGCGUGAAUGAAUGUCUCUGCACCACGAUAUCUUGCUGUCAAGACGUGUUGCCUGCAUUUUUUCAUUCCAGGUGAAAUGAAUUCGCCUUCUCCUUCACUUUGAAUCGCCCCUUUCACUUUGAAUCGUCCCUUUUUAUUUAUUCUUCCCCCCUCUUUCGCCUAGAGGGAAACUGUUGCUCUAUGAAUAAACACAUCAAUCAACUGAGAAGCAGCCUGCCCCAUUGGUUAGCUCAGCAAAGCCAUGCAAAUACAGCUUGGUCAUGCACAAAGCGCCACCCCCUGUUGCUGCGGUAACCAUUCUUCCUGCCUGAUGAGACAGCUUGAAAACUGUUUCACAGAUUAUAUUAAAGAAACAUUGGGAAAGAGACGGGGACAUUUUAGGAAGUUAAAAUAGCUCAGCCACAAAACUUUUUCAAACUCGCGUCGCAAUUCGUAAAGCAGCAUUCCUGCUUUGCCGUAAGAUUUCUUCAGGCAAGUUGUCAACCCACGAACUUGUUUUUUUUAAAGGAAUAUAAAACAUCCACAGUUUCGCAGGAUGCGUCACUGUUGCCAGGGCUUUUGUGACUCUUAUAAUCAUUAAACACGACCUGGGAGGGUCAGCAAUGUUGCAACCGGUUCUUAUUCAGUCUCUCGCCGGGUAAUUAACAUAAUUGUCAAAAAAAAUCAUGUUUGAUUUGGAUUUGAUCGUUGCAAUGACAGAUGUACCGAAUUAAACCACGCAACACGGGGAAGCUUAAGUAGGCAGGACUAAUUUGAAUAAAGGAUCAAUAUUGUUUUGCAAGGUUUAUUUGUUUAGUCUUGCAUCUGCUCCGGACCUGUCAAAUAUGUGUAGAUGUUGCUAUGGAUUAUUAAUGCCGAAUUAGAUGUAGAUAAUAAUGUUCAGGGGAGCUACGAUGUCACCAAAACUUAUUUUACAUAUCUUGGCCUGUGUUAGUCCUAGAGAAAGGAAGCCUGUAUCUUUAAUCAAGUAGAGAAGUGAGUGAUUGACAGCUAGAAAUUGGAGCCGAUGAAACAGACAGGCGACCAAUGAGAAAGAUCCAUUAGAAAACACUGGAGGCCCCUGGAGGAGAAGCAAAGGAAAAACGAGUGAAUUGAACACAAUCAUAGGUCUGGGCUGCCUUGAAAGGACUCUACAUCAACUAAUUCAUGCUAUUUACCAAAUCUGACGGGAAUAUUUAUAUGCGAUCGCUCUGCACCCAUUCAGGCUGACCGGGUCCAGCAAGGCACAGUCUACCCACCUCAAUGCUGAAGAGUAGGACGAGCUAAGAGUUUGCGAUGAGCUGCGGAAUCGACGGAUACUACGACCAGCAAGUGCCUUACAUGAUAACAACUCCUAAGCCACAUGGAGGGAAAUGUAGUGAAAGGACAACAAGUGAAAGGAAAAGAAAAUUCAUUGAUACAGAUUUAGCUCAAGAUUCAGAAGAACUCUUUCAGGAUUUGAGCCAGCUGCAGGAAACCUGGCUCGCAGAAGCUCAAGUCCCUGACAAUGAUGAACAGUUUGUGCCAGAUUUCCAGUCUGAAAACUUGGCUUUUCAUGGCCUCCCUCUAAAGAUCAAGAAGGAACCACAGAGUCCCUGUUCUGAGCUGAGUACUGCCUGCAGCCAUGAGCAACCUUUCAAGUUUAGUUAUGGGGAAAAGUGCCUGUAUAAUGUCAGUGCCUACGAUCAGAAGCCACCCGCAGGAUUGAAACCCUCUAACCCGCCAACCCCAUCCAGCACACCAGUCUCCCCCUUGCACCAUGGGUCACCUAAUCCUGCAGCAACUCCCAAACCGGACCGAAGUUUUCCAGCUCAUCUGCCUACCACCCAGCCCAUUCCAGAGAAUGCCUAUCCAAUGGAUCCUAGAUUCCGGCGUCAGCUCUCGGAGCCGUGCCAUUCGUUCCCACCUCCACAUGGGCUGCCCAGGGAAGGUCGUCCGAUGUACCAGAGGCAGUUGUCUGAGCCCAACAUCCCUUUUCCCCCUCAGGGCUUCAAACAGGAAUAUCAUGAUCCAGUCUAUGAACAUGCCACCAUGAUUAGUGGGCCCACAAACCAGAGUUUUCCACAGCCGAUGAUGAUUAAGCAAGAGCCACGGGAUUACACAUAUGAUUCAGGUUGCAUGUAUGAAAAAGGUCCUCGACAUUUUUAUGAUGACACCUGUGUAGUACCUGAAAAAUUUGACAGUGACAUCAAACAGGAGCCAGGCAUAUAUCGGGAAGGACCCACUUACCAGCGUAGAGGCUCUCUCCAGCUUUGGCAGUUUCUAGUGGCUCUGCUGGAUGAUCCAGCAAACUCGCACUUUAUUGCAUGGACGGGACGUGGCAUGGAAUUCAAACUCAUCGAGCCGGAGGAGGUAGCGCGACGUUGGGGAAUCCAGAAGAAUCGUCCUGCUAUGAAUUAUGACAAGCUGAGCCGUUCACUGCGCUAUUACUAUGAGAAAGGCAUCAUGCAGAAAGUCGCUGGAGAAAGAUAUGUGUAUAAAUUUGUCUGUGAUCCAGAAGCACUUUUCUCGAUGGCUUUCCCAGACAACCAGAGGCCAGUGCUGAAAACUGAUAUUGAGCGUCAUAUCAAUGAAGAGGACACUGUCCCUCUCUCCCACUUUGAUGAGAACAUGGCCUAUAUACAAGAUAGUGGCUGUUGCAAUCCCCAUCCAUAUAAUGAAGCCUAUGUGUACUGAUGCAACAUAUUUGGGGAAAAUGACUCCUUGUUUCUUUUCUUUUCUCUAUUAUUUUUCUCUGUAGACCAUGACCCAGGAUUUACUUCAUCUCUUCAGCAUCUCUGACAUCAAGUAAUGGGUCCACGGUUUCUGUCGCAUUAACCCCAUGGUCCACCACCAGGGACAGUGCACUUUAUGAAAAGACUCAUUCGAGUUCUACAUGUUUUUUUCAGGGUAGGGUGGGUGGGGAG
This is a messenger RNA of Chiloscyllium plagiosum (whitespotted bambooshark), 3047 nucleotides long. The record is from RefSeq and is a predicted model, not a curated record. NCBI's taxonomy places the organism in Eukaryota, Metazoa, Chordata, Chondrichthyes, Orectolobiformes, Hemiscylliidae.